Messenger RNA from Penicillium nucicola, 306 nucleotides. RefSeq lists its product as uncharacterized. Bases 1 to 306 code for a protein of 101 amino acids. NCBI's taxonomy places the organism in Eukaryota, Fungi, Ascomycota, Eurotiomycetes, Eurotiales, Aspergillaceae. The transcript has a single exon. The record is from RefSeq and is a predicted model, not a curated record.
AUGCCAUCCACAUGCUGCAAAAGCAACCAGUCUGCUUCUCCCAUCAGUAGUCUCUCAUGUGAGGCUUCUGAGAUAUGUGGAAAAAAAGAUAUUUUCAGCAGCCGGCCACCCGUCAACUCCCGGUCCUCGCCAGGUCUCACCCAACGGCCGGUAAUCAAAGAAGAGCCAGGGGAAGCACAACAGGCCCGGAUGCAGCCCACGCAUAAGGCACCGGUCGUAAGUGCGCAACCGUUCGUCCCGAAAUGGCUUCAGAAGAGCGGGGGAGGUCAGGGAUCCAUUCCUGGUGUAGGUGGUCAGACCCAUUGA